AUGCGCGCGGUGACGCUAGGUAUCACUUUUCUGCUGACCGGAUCCAUCAAUAACUGUGCGGACGUGUUCAAUUUUGCUCGUCUCAACAUUCCAUCCUUCCCGAAUGGCACACAUGUACCCGAUGGAUCGAUUUAUGAAAAUCUGCGUGAUGUUGAAUGGCUGAUAUCUUGGAUGGGCGUUGGGUCGCUUUUCGGCAUCGUGCCGUUCGCAAUGCUUUAUCAAAGAUUUGGUGCUAGAUAUGUGCUAUUUAUCGCAGGAAUGACAUGUUCAAUUGUCACCGCUCUUCUGCCUUCCUUUCUAGAGACAAAUUAUUUUGUGUCGGCGGUGCUACGCUUUAUUCAGGGAGUCACAUUUGCCGCCGAUUUUGGGGUAAUCGGCUACGUGGCGUCGCAGUGGUCAUCGAUGGGAGGCCUCGGGAUGAGCCUGGCGAUCCUCUCGGGCUUCAUCGCGCUUCGCGACGUCGUUCAGCAACCCAUCAAUGUAUUGCUGGAAAAGGACGCGUGGGCUUGGAAUUUUUAUGUGAUGGCCAUACUUGCGUUUACGUUUUCAAUAAUCUGGGUGAUAGUGUAUCGUGAUAUGCCCGUCGACUCGCCAUGGAUUUCCGAGGAUGAGAUUUUGCGGAUAAAUGAGGGGAAGAGUUUGAGCCAUGUUGAGGGGCGGAUGGCGGUUCCGAUUAGGAAAGCGCUGGGCGACUGGCGUAUGUGGGGUCUUUGGGCAGCCGCCUUCAUAGACACGUUCACCGCCUUUUUCUGGAUGCUUUACGCGAACGACUUUUUCGAAAAGCUUCAAUUCGAAAAGAACCAAAGAGCAACAAUGCUAAUACCGCUUGGCGUGUCGUUUUUGGUUGCCAAAUUCAUCACCGGAUUUUUGAGCGACCAUGCCCGAUGCGUCUCGCAACUCGUCCGCGUCCGCAUCUCCGCCUUCUUCUGCUUCCUUGGCCCAGCGUUGGCAUCGUUUAUGAUACCGCUGACUACAAGCUACACCGCCUACGCCAUGCUGUUAAUAUUCGUCUGUCUGACGGGUACUAAUGUUGGCGGGUUCUACAAGGCUUGUUUAUUGAUGUACAGGCAAUACUCCUAUUUCGUGGUGGGAACACUACAGGUCUUCAAAACACUCUCCCUAAUCCUCUCCCCAGUGCUGAAAUCGCUGAUUGCAUCCGAUGGAACACUGGCGCAAUAUAAUGUGGUGUCCUUCGGCUUUGGUGUGGCCCUUCUCAUAGGUCUCGCGCUUCUGCUGGUUUCGGCUUCAGAUGAGAAACGAUAUUGGGUUGAAGAUGAGGACGAGAAGCCCAUCAAAGAAAAGCACUCCAUGGCGACG
Molecule: messenger RNA, 1317 nt
Organism: Mesorhabditis spiculigera
Lineage: Eukaryota; Metazoa; Nematoda; Chromadorea; Rhabditida; Rhabditidae
Source: the annotation of a GenBank genome assembly